UGCCCCCCCAGCCCAGCCUGUGCCCACACUUGGACCCUAAAAUAAUUGAUCCUCCGCCUCACCGGGUGGGGGGGGAAGGGAACACCCUCUCUUGCAACCUCUUUCAUCUUCAGACUGCCGAGUCUGGGGGGCGCUGUGCACGCCCCGUGGCGCGGAGGCUGACCUCAAGCACGGAAUCAGAGUCGCCCCUGGGAAUCUGAACGAGCCAGGGGACACCCAGUUUCUGCAACUUCCAGCCACCUAGUCACACACGAUCCCCAAGGAAGGGGCCAGAACCACGUGGCUUGGAACGCAUACUCCAUCACCACCACCACCCCCUGUUACCCCCUCUCCAGGGUUUCGAGGGUGCAGCAGCCACCUCCACUGUGCCAGACCCAGGCAGCACACGUAGGAUUGCCCGUCCUCCGGCAGCUCAGUGUGAGGAAGUGAACUCAACUUGCUUCAGAGCCGCCUCACCAUGACCUCCAAGAAGCUGGUGAACUCGGUAGCAGGCUGUGCAGAUGAUGCCCUUGCUGGCCUGGUGGCCUGCAACCCCAACCUGCAGCUCCUGCAGGGCCACCGCGUGGCCCUCCGCUCUGACCUGGACAGCCUCCGGGGCCAGGUGGCACUGCUGUCAGGAGGGGGCUCCGGCCACGAGCCCGCCCACGCUGGUUUCAUAGGGAAGGGGAUGCUGACAGGGGUCAUCGCAGGAGCUGUGUUCACCUCCCCAGCAGUGGGCAGCAUCCUGGCUGCCAUCAGGGCCGUGGCCCAGGCAGGCACAGUGGGGACCCUCCUCAUCGUGAAAAACUACACCGGGGAUCGCCUCAACUUUGGCAUGGCCCUGGAGCAGGCCCGGGCUGAGGGCAUCCCUGUGGAGAUGGUGGUCAUUGGGGACGACAGCGCCUUCACCGUCCUAAAGAAGGCGGGCAGGCGGGGGCUCUGCGGCACGGUCCUCAUCCACAAGGUGGCUGGUGCCCUGGCUGAGGCAGGUGUGGGGCUGCAGGAGAUCACGGAGCGGGUGAGCGCAGUCGCCAAGAACAUGGGCACCCUGGGAGUGAGCUUGUCCUCCUGCAGUGUCCCUGGUUCCAAACCCACCUUCGAGCUCUCUGCCGAUGAAGUGGAGCUGGGCCUGGGCAUCCAUGGGGAAGCUGGUGUGCGCCGGAUUAAGAUGGCCACAGCUGACGAGAUUGUGACGCUCAUGCUGGACCACAUGACCAGCCCCUCCAACGUGUCCCGGGUGCCUGUGCAGUCCGGAUCCUCUGUGGUGCUGGUAGUCAACAACCUGGGUGGCCUGUCAUACCUGGAACUGGGCAUCAUCGCCGACGCUGCCAUCCGCAUCCUGGAGGGCCGCAGGGUGAAGAUUGCCCGUGCCCUGGUGGGCACCUUCAUGUCAGCCCUGGAGAUGCCUGGCAUUUCUCUCACCCUUCUGCUGGUGGAUGAGCCCCUCCUGAAACUGUUAGAUGCUAAAACCAAUGCUGUGGCCUGGCCUAAAGUGGCCAAGGUCUCUGUGACCAGGCGGCAGCGGAGCCGGCCAGCCCCAACCGAGCCCCAGGAGGCCCCUGACUCCACCGCCACAGGAGGCUCAGCCUCAGAGCGCGUGGUGCCCGUGCUGGAGCGGGUGUGCACCACCCUCCUGGGCCUGGAGGAGCAGCUCAAUGCCCUGGACCGCGCUGCAGGUGAUGGGGACUGUGGCACCACCCACAGCCGUGCUGCCAGAGCAAUCCAGGGGUGGCUGAAGGCGGGUCCACUCCCUACCAGUCCUGCCCAGCUACUCUCCAAGCUGUCCGUCCUGCUACUGGAGAGGAUGGGGGGUUCAUCUGGGGCACUCUAUGGCCUGUUCCUGACAGCAGCAGCCCAGCCCCUCAAAGCCAAGACUGAUCUCUCAGCCUGGUCUGCUGCCAUGGAUGCCGGCUUGGUCGCCUUGCAGAAGUAUGGAAAGGCUGCCCCAGGGGACAGGACGAUGCUGGAUUCUCUGUGGGCUGCAGGACAGGAGCUCCAAGCCUGGAAGAGUCCAGGAGCUGAUGUGUUCCACACCCUGACCAAAGCGGUCAAGAGUGCAGAAGCUGCUGCCGAGGCCACCAAGAACAUGGAAGCUGGAGCCGGAAGAGCCAGUUACAUCAGCUCCGCGAGGCUGGAUCAACCGGACCCAGGGGCCGUGGCAGCCGCAGCCAUUCUCCGCGCCAUCCUGGAGGCCCUGCAGAGCCAGGGUGUGUGAACGCCUCCAGCCUCAGUGCCUUUCUCGCUGCUGUGCAGAGGCAGCCAUUGUCACCUCCUGCCUCCCCGCUGUCCCCUUCCCUGGCGCUCGUGCCCAGGGCUGGUCCUCUGAGUUCAGCAGGAAAUCUCCCGAGCUACUCCCAGGUCCUGACAGGGCCAGGCGCCUCUUAAGCAUGGCCCUGUUCCUUUUCACGGAGGGUGGAGUCCCAGGGUCACCCUGCUCGGUCCCUAACUAGCUCUGGGCUUCAGUGAUUAGGCAUUUUCCCUGGGUGGCAGCACAGCCUUUAACUGGCAGUGCUUGUUUGGAUUUAAGAUUUUCUGUGAAAGGCCUUCGGCACCUGCACCCGAGCCAGUGUGGAAAAGCAAGCUAAUAAAUCAAAGCAACAGAGAUGCGUGUCCUCUGAAACCUUUUCUA
This is a messenger RNA of Talpa occidentalis (Iberian mole), 2608 nucleotides long. RefSeq names its product triokinase and FMN cyclase (gene TKFC). The transcript has 18 exons. Gene Ontology annotation, cellular component: cytosol. The record is from RefSeq and is a predicted model, not a curated record. Gene Ontology annotation, biological process: glycerol catabolic process. Gene Ontology annotation, molecular function: glycerone kinase activity; ATP binding. Bases 458 to 2194 code for a protein of 578 amino acids. Lineage: Eukaryota; Metazoa; Chordata; Mammalia; Eulipotyphla; Talpidae.